AGUCGGCGGCGGAGACGCGUCUUAGGUCGUCAUCAGCCCAGCGCCGACGCAGGAAGCGACGACAUUCCUGUCGCGCGCCGGGCGCUGUUUCUUCUCAGGCUCCGGGACCGGCGGCGGCGGCGGCGCAGGGUGUUUUAACUCAAAUGGGUGAUGAAAAGGACUCUUGGAAAGUGAAAACUUUAGAUGAAAUUCUUCAGGAAAAGAAACGACGGAAGGAACAAGAGGAGAAAGCAGAGAUAAAACGCUUAAAAAAUUCUGAUGACCGGGAUUCCAAGCGGGAUUCCCUUGAGGAGGGGGAGCUGAGGGACCACCGCAUGGAGAUAACAAUAAGGAACUCGCCGUACAGAAGAGAGGACUCCAUGGAAGACAGAGGAGAGGAAGAUGAUUCUUUGGCUAUCAAACCACCCCAGCAGAUGUCUCGGAAGGAAAAAGCACAUCACAGGAAAGACGAAAAGAGAAAAGAGAAACGUAGGCAUCGCAGUCACUCAGCAGAAGGGGGGAAGCAUGCCAGAGUGAAAGAGAAGGAGCGGGAGCACGAGCGCCGGAAGCGGCACCGGGAGGAGCAGGACAAGGCUCGGAGGGAGUGGGAGCGGCAGAAGCGGAGGGAGCUGGCUCGGGAGCACUCGCGCAGGGAGAGGGACCGCCUCGAGCAGUUAGAGAGAAAGCGAGAACGGGAACGCAAGAUGCGGGAGCAGCAGAAGGAGCAGCGGGAGCAGAAGGAGCGGGAGCGGCGGGCCGAGGAGAGGCGCAAGGAGCGGGAGGCCCGGCGGGAAGUGUCUGCACAUCACCGGACCGUGAGAGACGACUACAGCGACAAGGUGAAAGCCAGCCACUGGAGCCGGAGCCCUCUCCGGCCGCCUCGAGAAAGGCUUGAGCUGGGGGACAGCCGGAAGCCAGUGAAAGAAGAAAAAGUGGAAGAGAGAGACCUGCUGUCUGACCUGCAGGACGUCAGCGACAGUGAGAGGAAGACCAGCUCCGCUGAGUCCUCGUCAGCGGAGUCGGGGUCAGGUUCUGAGGAGGAGGAAGAGGAGGAGGAGGAGGAAGAGGGAAGCAGCAGUGAAGAGUCGGAGGAGGAGGAGGAGGAAGAGGAAGAAGAGGAGGAGGAGGAGACUGGAAGCAACUCUGAGGAUGUGUCCGGACAGUCAGCCGAAGAAGUGAGUGAAGAAGAAAUGAGUGAAGAUGAGGAGCGAGAGAAUGAAAACCACGUCUUGGUUGUUCCAGAGUCACGGUUUGACCACGAUUCUGGAGAGAGUGAAGAGGGGGAAGAGGAGGCGGGUGAGGGCACCCCUCAGAGCAGCGCCCUCACCGAAGGGGACUUUGUGCCUGACUCCCCAGCCCUGUCGCCCAUCGAGCUCAAGCAGGAGCUGCCCAAGUACCUGCCUGCCCUGCAGGGUUGUCGGAGUGUGGAGGAGUUCCAGUGUCUGAACAGGAUUGAGGAAGGCACCUACGGGGUGGUGUACAGAGCAAAGGACAAGAAGACAGAUGAAAUUGUGGCUCUGAAGCGAUUGAAGAUGGAGAAGGAGAAGGAGGGCUUCCCAAUCACGUCACUGAGGGAGAUCAACACCAUCCUCAAGGCACAGCACCCCAAUAUCGUCACUGUCAGGGAGAUCGUCGUGGGCAGCAACAUGGACAAGAUCUACAUCGUCAUGAACUACGUGGAGCACGACCUCAAGAGCCUCAUGGAGACCAUGAAGCAGCCUUUCCUGCCAGGGGAGGUGAAGACGCUGAUGAUCCAGCUGCUGCGUGGCGUGAAGCACCUGCAUGACAACUGGAUCCUGCACCGAGACCUCAAGACGUCCAACCUGCUGCUGAGCCACGCAGGCAUCCUCAAGGUGGGGGACUUCGGGCUGGCACGGGAGUAUGGGUCCCCUCUGAAGGCCUACACCCCAGUGGUCGUGACGCUGUGGUACCGAGCCCCUGAGCUUUUGCUGGGUGCCAAGGAGUACUCCACAGCCGUGGACAUGUGGUCAGUGGGCUGCAUCUUUGGGGAGCUGCUGACUCAGAAGCCGCUAUUCCCUGGGAAGUCAGAAAUUGAUCAGAUCAACAAAGUGUUCAAGGACCUGGGGACCCCCAGUGAGAAAAUCUGGCCUGGCUACAACGACCUCCCAGCUGUCAAGAAGAUGACCUUCACUGAGUACCCCUAUAACAACCUCCGCAAGCGCUUCGGGGCUCUGCUCUCAGACCAGGGCUUCGACCUCAUGAACAAGUUUCUGACAUAUUUCCCUGGGCGGAGAGUCAACGCGGAAGACGGCCUCAAGCAUGAGUAUUUCCGCGAGACCCCUCUGCCCAUUGACCCCUCCAUGUUCCCCACGUGGCCGGCCAAGAGCGAACAGCAGAGGGUGAAGCGAGGCACCAGCCCGCGACCUCCAGAGGGAGGCCUGGGCUACAGCCAGCUGGGCGACGACGACCUGAAGGAGACGGGCUUCCACCUCACCACCACAAACCAGGGGGCCUCAGCUGCAGGCCCGGGCUUCAGCCUCAAGUUCUGAGGCUCCCAGCCGACCUGGACCCACCCUGGGGAGCACCGACCGCGCAGGCGCUGGAGGCGCUGUCUGGGUCCUGACUGUGGACCGGGGCGCCAAUGCCACAGGGCUGCCACGGGUACAACCUCAAGUCUUGGACUGCUGGCCUCGUGGGGUUUUCCACGUUUUCUUUUUAUUUUAUCUUGCCUUGUAAAUUUGUAGAAUUAAAUCACAUUUUCCUUGC
Cervus elaphus (red deer) is the source of this 2706-nucleotide messenger RNA. Its product is annotated as cyclin-dependent kinase 11B. The record is from RefSeq and is a predicted model, not a curated record. Bases 144 to 2489 code for a protein of 781 amino acids. NCBI's taxonomy places the organism in Eukaryota, Metazoa, Chordata, Mammalia, Artiodactyla, Cervidae. Gene Ontology annotation, cellular component: nucleus. Gene Ontology annotation, molecular function: ATP binding; cyclin-dependent protein serine/threonine kinase activity. The transcript is spliced from 20 exons. Gene Ontology annotation, biological process: regulation of mitotic cell cycle; protein phosphorylation.